GCCGUGUGUAGCAGCCUCACUGCGUCUCAGUAUGCGCUGCUGAAACACGUACCCGCGGUAAAAGCGUGACUGCAUUGGCCAUGAGGCGGGUGUCGACAAAACUUCAAUCGGUGCUUCCCCGAUACGACGCCCACGAUGCGCUGCCGACCGGUCGUCCUGCAUCUCUGGCUGUCGCUCGUCCUCUUAGCGUCCACACGCAUGCCUGCCGUCGUGUGUGCCAAUAUGACGGCGCAGAACGACACGCCGACUGCGACACCCGUGACAGUCACGACGCCGCCAACGCCAAGUCCCGUGCCGACGGACCCCCCGACACCAAGCCCGUCGCCAUCCACGGUGACACCGCCCCCAACAACCACAUCGCCGCCUCCAAGUACGACACCGCCACCCACCACGGUGACCCCAGAGCCCACAACGACCCAAGCACCGACCACGACACCCCCACCGACACAAACAACGCCGACACCAACGACAACAAUAGCACCCACUCCACUUCCCGAGGCUGUCAUCACAACGGACGCGCCAACGAUCCAACCGAUGCGCGAAGCCGUGCCGACGAUGGCGAAGGAGGUUGCUAGCUCCGCGCCGCCAGCUUCUUCACCUCCAGUCGCCGCGGCCGGCGCGUCGUGGAAGUUUUAUGUCGCGAUCGCAGCUGCAAACGUCGCGGUUGUCGCGGUCGUGCUCUUUGUGCUCUUCCGGCGGCGCGCGUCACGUCAUCGGAAAACCAUGGACUCAUUCGAAUCCUUCACGCCCCGCGGGGACCAGCGACCGUUCGACUCGAACAGCGUCGACGUCGACCUCAUGGAAAGCAGCGUCGUGUCCUACGAGGUUCUCACGCCGUGCGAAAACAUCGUCACAAGUGGCUACAGCAGUGUCGACCCGUCCUCGAGCAUGCGCAUGUCCAAACUGAGCUUCAUGAGCGAGGGUGAUGAGCCCCUUGAGAACGACGACCUCGACGACAUGGUAGUCCUCUCGCAUCCGCAGCAUUUCGGCCCCGACGUGCACAAGGCGCGCUGGUCGGCGUUCAACAUUCGUCCAGAGUUUCCAGGCAAUAUUUCGACGACGCUCCGCGCGACGUACCCAUCAUGGCAGGAACGCCUAAGCAAGGGAUCAAGCUCCCAUGCGCUCGAGUCGAGCGUUGUCGACGACGACGAUGAGCCCCCAACACCCGCGCACGACCCAGCGUUCCCGAAGAUGCUCAGUGCGCAGUCCAACUGGUCCCAAUGGCAGGAUGGCCACUCGUUCAGCGGGCACUUGAGCCAAGAGGACGAUGACGCAACUACAAGCAGCAUUGCCGAGUGGCACGAUGGCGAGCGCGACAGCUACAUGACAGACGACGCGCCGCGCAUUAGUCUCGAGUCGGCGGGCGUUGAUUGGCACCUGGGCUCUGCCGACGACUGGCGUGACUCGAGGCUGCACCCGUGAUCGUCGGUCCGCUUCGUCGUCUUUCCAGUCGUGCGAUAGAUUAGUAUUAUUUUAAAAGCAUCAUCGCUUCUUGCCAUCAUGCCACUGCAAGAGCUGCCAC
Saprolegnia diclina VS20 is the source of this 1522-nucleotide messenger RNA. RefSeq lists its product as hypothetical. The transcript has a single exon. Bases 136 to 1422 code for a protein of 428 amino acids. NCBI's taxonomy places the organism in Eukaryota, Oomycota, Saprolegniomycetes, Saprolegniales, Saprolegniaceae. The record is from RefSeq and is a predicted model, not a curated record.